CCCGAGGCCCCGCCCCUCCCCGGUCCCGCCCACCAGCGCCCCGCCCACCAGCGCCCCCGAGCCCCUUGACCCCGCACGCUCGCCUCCAUGUUUUCUCGCGCUGGCCUGGCCGCACUCCCCCGGCUUCUCCGCACUCUACGGCCUGCUCCUGUCGCCGCCAUGAGCACUGGCACCUUCGUGGUGUCGCAGCCGCUCAACUACCGCGGCGGGGCCCGCGUGGAGCCGGCGGACGCCUCGGGCACCGAGAAAGCGUUCGAACCGGCCACAGGCCGAGUGAUAGCUACUUUCACGUGCUCGGGAGAAAAGGAGGUCAAUUUGGCUGUUCAAGAUGCAAAGGCUGCCUUUAAAAUAUGGAGGAAAAAAUCAGGCAUGGAGCGUGGUCGAGUCCUCUUGGAGGCUGCCAGGAUAAUAAGGGAACGGAAGGAUGAGAUCGCCACCAUGGAGACCAUCAACAACGGCAAGUCCAUCUUCGAGGCGCGAUUGGACAUCGACACUUCAUGGCAGUGCCUGGAGUACUACGCGGGCUUGGCCGGGUCCAUGGCCGGUGAACAUAUCCAGCUCCCAGGCGGGUCCUUCGGUUAUACCAGGAGAGAGCCGCUUGGCGUGUGCGUGGGCAUAGGCGCGUGGAACUACCCCUUUCAGAUUGCCUCCUGGAAGUCGGCUCCCGCUUUAGCUUGUGGUAAUGCCAUGAUCUUCAAGCCCUCUCCCUUCACGCCUGUGUCUGCGCUGCUGCUGGCUGAGAUCUACACUGAGGCUGGGGCGCCUCCCGGCCUCUUCAACGUGGUGCAGGGAGGGGCCGCUACGGGCCAGUUUCUGUGUCAGCAUCGCGACGUGGCCAAGGUCUCCUUCACUGGCAGCGUGCCCACUGGCACGAAGAUCAUGGAGAUGUCAGCGAAAGGAAUCAAACCUGUUACCUUGGAACUUGGAGGCAAGUCUCCCCUGAUCAUCUUCUCAGACUGUGACAUGGAGAACGCUGUGAAGGGAGCGCUGAUGGCCAACUUCCUCACGCAAGGCGAGGUUUGCUGUAAUGGCACAAGGGUAUUUGUGCAAAAGGAAAUUCUUGAUAAAUUUACAGAGCAAGUGGUGAAAGAGACCCAAAGGAUAAAAAUUGGGGAUCCCCUGCUGGAAGAUACCAGGAUGGGUCCCCUCAUCAACCGACCACACCUAGAGCGAGUCCUUGGGUUUGUUAAACUGGCAAAGGAGCAGGGUGCUAAAGUGUUGUGCGGAGGAGACCUGCAUGUACCUGCAGAUGCCAAACUGAAGGGCGGAUAUUACAUGACACCUUGUGUGCUAACUAAUUGCAGAGAUGACAUGACCUGUGUGAAAGAAGAGAUCUUUGGACCAGUUAUGUCCAUUUUAUCAUUUGACACUGAAGCUGAGGUUCUGGGAAGAGCCAAUGACACCACUUUUGGACUAGCCGCCGGUGUCUUCACCAGGGACAUCCAGCGUGCUCACAGAGUGGCGGCCGAGCUCCAGGCUGGAGUGUGUUUCAUCAACAACUACAAUGUCAGCCCAGUGGAGCUGCCCUUCGGUGGCUACAAGAAGUCAGGGUUUGGCAGAGAGAAUGGCCGUGUGACAAUUGAGUAUUAUUCACAACUAAAGACUGUGUGUGUGGAGAUGGGUGAUGUGGAAUCUGUGUUUUGAAAACGUGCCGUGAACCCUAUUGACGUGGCCAGACUGCGGAGUGAUGGAGAUGUCCCUUGACAGGCGGUGCCCGCCACACCGUUUAAAACCAGGAUUUGGUCAUUUCAGAGAAGACAGUGGUCCAGCCUUACUCUUCGUCGCUCAGCAUCUUCUGAUGAAAAUGUGCAUAAGUGCCUUCAGAUACCAAUAAAGAAAGCUGUGAUUUUCCUCAAAGCAGAUUUCGGUGUGAUCUUCAGAACGAGCCAGUAACGCACUUCUGGGGAAGGACGACGGGGACCAAGAUUAUGCUUCGUCCGUCCCCGAUGGGCGCACGGCCUUCGUUCACUCUCUAGCUUACUUUAAAGAACGCGUUCCUUGCCAGGCCCUGGUGGGCUCAGUGGAGAUAGUUUCCGCCUAGGGACCGUAUUUAAGCUGCAGCCGCCUGUCACUCACUGUCAAUUGAGAAAGCUGACAGGAUGGAAAGAGAAGGCAUUCGAUAACUGGGCAGGUCAGUCCGUGUGAAGGUGAAGCCGCCAGAGAAAGCCCUGUUUCCCCCCGGGGCUGCGGGAAAGGAACGGUCUUCAGAGCUUGCUGUCUGUGGUACAGUUCCCUGUUCUAUGUAUCACUUACUUGUAUGCCAUGCAGUACACGGGAAUUAAAUAAAUCACACUGUUCAUCUUUG
This is a messenger RNA of Rhinolophus ferrumequinum (greater horseshoe bat), 2305 nucleotides long. It is a transcript of the gene ALDH9A1, whose product is annotated as aldehyde dehydrogenase 9 family member A1. Gene Ontology annotation, molecular function: 4-trimethylammoniobutyraldehyde dehydrogenase (NAD+) activity; aminobutyraldehyde dehydrogenase (NAD+) activity. The record is from RefSeq and is a predicted model, not a curated record. Lineage: Eukaryota; Metazoa; Chordata; Mammalia; Chiroptera; Rhinolophidae. The transcript is spliced from 11 exons. The coding region runs from base 88 to 1644 and encodes 518 amino acids.